Molecule: messenger RNA, 2808 nt
Organism: Limanda limanda (common dab)
Lineage: Eukaryota; Metazoa; Chordata; Actinopteri; Pleuronectiformes; Pleuronectidae
Gene: syvn1
Product: synovial apoptosis inhibitor 1, synoviolin
Exons: 16
Coding region: 198-2120 (640 amino acids)
Cellular component (GO): cytoplasm
Source: RefSeq, a predicted model, not a curated record
ACAAGCCAAAGAUAAACACGUAGCCAGACGAGCAGGGGCCACGGUACCUGAAUAUCACCGAGAGGCCGCGGAGCAACCGUGCAAAUGGAGUAGCUGCUGAGAACACAGCGACAGCAGCAGCCCAGCGGAGCCGUCACACACACACACAGGAGCGAGUCGUCUGCAGACAUCGAGUCGGAUCUGUAGCCGAGUCCAAAAUGGUACGAUCAGCCUUGGUGACUGCCACCAGUCUGGCACUGACUGGGGCUGUGGUGGCCCACGCUUACCUCCUCAAGCACCAGUUCUACCCGACUGUGGUCUACCUCACCAAGAGCAGCCCCAGCAUGGCGGUGUUGUACAUUCAGGCCUUUGUGCUGGUGUUCCUGCUGGGAAAGUUCAUGAGGAAGGUGUUUUUUGGUCAGCUAAGAGCUGCAGAAAUGGAGCAUCUCAUCGAGCGCUCCUGGUACGCCGUCACUGAGACCUGUCUGGCCUUCACUGUGUUCAGGGACGACUUCUCCCCCCGCUUCGUCGCCCUCUUCACCCUCCUCCUCUUCCUCAAGUGCUUCCACUGGCUGGCCGAGGACCGGGUGGACUUUAUGGAACGAAGUCCAAACAUCUCCUGUGUUUUUCACUUGAGAGUAUUGUCUCUCAUUGGACUGCUGGGUGUCCUGGACUUCCUGUUUGUCCACCAUGCCUGUCAAAGCAUCAUUACCAGAGGAGCCUCAGUCCAGCUGGUGUUUGGAUUUGAGUAUGCCAUCCUGAUGACUAUGGUGCUUACGACCUUCAUCAAGUACGUUCUGCACACAGCUGACCUACAGAGUGAGAAUCCCUGGGACAAUAAGGCCGUGUACAUGCUCUAUACCGAGCUCUUCACAGGUUUCAUCAAAGUGCUCCUGUACAUCGCCUUCAUGACCAUCAUGAUAAAGGUUCACACCUUCCCUCUGUUUGCCAUUCGCCCCAUGUAUCUGGCCAUGAGGCAAUUCAAGAAAGCGGUGACAGAUGCUAUAAUGUCUCGGAGAGCCAUUCGCAACAUGAACACACUAUACCCUGAUGCUACUCCUGAAGAUCUGCUGGCUUCCGACAAUGUUUGUAUCAUCUGUCGAGAGGAAAUGGUCACUGGAGCCAAGAAACUUCCUUGUAAUCACAUUUUCCACUCCAGCUGCUUGCGCUCCUGGUUCCAGCGCCAGCAGACCUGUCCCACCUGUCGAAUGGACGUCCUCAGAGCUUCCAAUAACAAUCAGACUCCUGCCCCAGCCCAGGCCCCGCCUCCUGCCCCUGCAGCCCCUGCCAACGCGCCCGCAGUCCCGCCUCCAAAUGUGGCUCCCGGCAUGUUACCAGGCUUCCCACCUGGCAUCUUCCCUUUCUGGGGUCCCUUCCCUGCAGGGCCGCCUCCUCCUGCUGCCGCGGCUGCAGCUGACGGCCCUGGUGCCGCUGAUGCUGCCCACAGCAGCACCGAGGCAUCUGGUACCAGUCAGCCUUCAUCAUCUACUGCUGACACCUCCGCAGCAGCAGCUGCUCCAGGAUCAGCAAUGCCAGGCUUUCCCUUCUCCUUCCCUCCUCCUCCCUUCCCCUCCGCACCGUGGCUGCCCAUGCCACCACCUCCUCCCUUCGUGUCCUCCAUGCCGCCACCUCCUCCGUCUCUGUCCCGGAUGUCCGAGGAGGAGCUCCGGGAGCUGGAGGCUGAAGGCCGGCAAGGCCUCGAGGCCAGACUCCAGUGUCUCCAAAACAUCCACACCCUGCUGGACGCUGCCAUGCUCAACAUCCACCACUACCUCAGCACCGUCGCCACCCUCACUCCACCUCGGGCUGAGGGCAGCACAGGAGAAGCCAGUGGGACAAACCUCUCUGCUUCAGCUGCUUCAUCUGCUUCCUCUGCUGCAGCUGGCAGCAGCUCAGAGAGUCCGAGCCAGGAGACAGACUCAGGACCCAGCUUGGAUCCGGUGAAUGGUGCUUCAGUCUCCUCUCAGGCCGCUGAUUCCACCUCCGCUGCCUCGGAAACGGAAAGUAGAGAAAACAUUGAUGAAGAGUUGCUGGAGGAUGAGGUGGAGGGCGGAGAACCUAACGCUGCCGAGCUGAGGCGCCGCCGUCUUCGCAAGUUGGAGUCGGCCUCGUCGUCCUCCUCACCCCCUCCAGACAACUGAUCCCUGUGUUGACUCGGACAAAUCGCUCUGGACAAACACGAACUGUGAGCCGAUUGAUCUUUGCUUCGGUUCUUCGCUGCCUCCGCGGCUCUCGCCUUCCACGGGCUCAGGUUUCUAACCGUGUCGAGAUGGACUCAGGCUGCGGAGAGAGGCAGUGACCUUUUAGUAAAGAUUCUGUAAUGCUUACCUGGACUGUUUCUGUGUCCGAAAGCAAUAGCGCAAUUUUGUUCCCAUGACCUCCCAGAAUGACCUCUGCAAUAACAACACUGCAGGUGUUUGUAUGUGUAAAACGGUGGAAGAUGAAAUCUCAAGUCAGUCCCAGAUAUUUGGUCGACGUGACGAGGAUGGUAUUUGGAUUUGUGUUUGCUAGUUUUACUGUCGGUGACGUAUUUGCCUGCACUUUGAUUUUUGUUUAAUUCAGCUUUCUUUCGUAUAACAUUUGGACCCAUUCACCACAUCAACAUGUUACAACGAACCAGGAUCAGUGUCCGAUCAAGUGGAUAUCAAUCGAGGGAUCUUAAUCAUCUACUUCUUUUUUUCUUUAACAUACAUCAGUCCUCAGUUUCCUGGUUUGUCCACACUGCAGACGCUGUAACAUACUGAUUCAUUUGAAUGUGUACAUACUGUAUAGAGUUUUAAUAGGAUGAUCUGUACAUAAUGCAGAAUAAACUGUUGGACUGAAACCACA